Messenger RNA from Uloborus diversus, 2869 nucleotides. Its product is annotated as adhesion G protein-coupled receptor L2-like. Gene Ontology annotation, biological process: adenylate cyclase-activating G protein-coupled receptor signaling pathway; cell surface receptor signaling pathway. Gene Ontology annotation, cellular component: membrane. NCBI's taxonomy places the organism in Eukaryota, Metazoa, Arthropoda, Arachnida, Araneae, Uloboridae. The record is from RefSeq and is a predicted model, not a curated record. Gene Ontology annotation, molecular function: G protein-coupled receptor activity.
ACCGCAUAGCGCACGGGAAUACAAAGAAAAAAAAUAAUAACAAAAGGGAAAGGAAUACAAGCUGCUGUGAAAGACCGAGAGAGAGAGAGAAAGUAAAAAAAAUCUUCUGACAUCACCCAUUUUGCGGAGAGGAAGCGCCGCAGCUAUACACAAGGAGUAGCUAUAUGUUUUCGGGGGAUUUCAAACCUACGAGCGCCUGCUUAAUUUCAUAAAAGUGUUUUGAAAUAUGCCAGGAAUUCUGCUUUUGUGUUCAGCGUUCUGUUUUUGGUGGAUAUUUACACCAGUCACUUGUGAAACAGAUUUCAACACAUGCAGCUUUUUCUACUGGAGAGUAGGCUGGGCUGCGGCUGUUCGUAAAUGCAGAGAAGACAACAAACAGCUGCUGUGUUACAAGUCCAAGAAAGAAAUUGAUGAUAUCACAGAAGCUUUCAGAUUAUCUGCAUUCGGUAAUGCUGAGCUUGAGCUCUGGUUAUCCAACAGGAAUUGCACUACGGAAGAAAAAAUGGAAGAAUGUCUGUCUUUGCACAUAGAAAAGUCUACUGCUGGCAUAUGGCACUAUUUUCAGAGAGACUGCAAGAAGCGUUUUCCCUUCGUUUGUUGUGUUAAUGGAACAGGUAAUAUUGAAUCAACUCUCCUGUACACCUCCACCAGCAGCAAAGCUGUGAGCAACACGACUGUCACUUCACCUAUUACGGCAACCACCAUUAGUACGUCUUUUUGCAAGAAAGUAAGAAAACGAGGAAUAGAUUGGCCCAAUACUGAAGUUGGUAAAACUGCUCUCCAGCCUUGUCCUGGAAAGUCGACAGGUAGUGCCCGGUGGAUAUGCCAGAAAGAUGUAGAUAAUGCAAAAUGGAAAGAAAAUGGUCCAGAUUUUUCAGAAUGCCGUUCUCUUGAAAUAAAAAAUUUAAAAGAGAAAUAUAAUUCAUCCACUGCCCUGGAAGUCAUCAAUGAAUUAGAGAUGAUUUUUCAAGAUAAAGAUAAAGAAGUGUUUGGAGAAGACCUGGCUGAUGUGAUAUCGCUAAUGACGUCACUGCCGAAUCGCUUAUUUGAGGAGAUAGGCUCGCUUCCGAGUGACUCACGUUGGAAAUCGACAAAAGAAUCGGUUGGCAAAUCGAUGUCUGUGUUCGACCAUAUGAUUGAGCUUGAUGAUACAUGGCAAGACAUCUCAAAGUUGAAUAAGACGGAAGUGGGAACUCAUCUUGUCGCUACCAUAGACGAGAUGGGAAUACAGCUAGCAGAUGCUAUGGGAGGAAUUGCAGAGGAACAAAGUAUCAUCGGAAAAAAUAUCGCAAUGCAAAUAAUGAAGAUGAAACCAGAUGAGUCAGUAAUUCUUCCGCAAUGGGAUGUCACCAGAUUCUAUAGUCACACAGGUAGUAUCUUUUUCGAGAAAGGUUAUGACAGUCAAAUAGAUUCAGGAGGAGGGAACGUUUCCGUGGUGUUUGCUCUGUAUGGUGACAUGACUAAUGUGUUGGCUCCAAAGCAUAACCCGAGCAAGGCUAGCGAUCCAAGUUCUUUAAAUUCCGCAGUUGUCAGUGCCACCUUAACUCAGGAUAGAAAGCCAAUCGCCGUUUCCAAAGAAGUGAAGAUACUCGUAGAACAUCUAACUCCUAAUCCUAACGGGACUGCAUGCGUGUUUUGGAAUUUUCGAAGUCAUGACUGGGAUACAAGUGGUUGCCGAGUAGAAAGUUCAAAUGAUAGCUAUACUGUUUGCGUUUGCAAUCACCUCACGAAUUUCGCCGUGCUUAUGGAUUAUGAAGAUAUUCUCUACAAAGUGGACCCGCUGCCGUUGCAUUACAUAACCCUUGUUGGAUGCAUUCUGUCUAUAAUUUGCCUCAUCCUCUGCGUCAUUGUGUUCUCGUGUUACAGUUACCACAGCAGACAUUCCUGGGCCCUUCGGUACGUCAUUCAUCGAAAUCUGUGUCUUACACUUUUGAUAGCCAACUUAGUCUUGAUUUUCGGAAUAGACAGAACAGAUAAUCAGAAAUUAUGUACUGUCAUAGCUGGACUUUUGCAUUAUUUUUUCCUGUCCGCCUUCAGCUGGAUGUUACUGGAAGGUGUUCACAUUUAUUUACUCUUAGUCGUUGUUUUUGCCUCAAGACGGUCUCACAGUGAAAAAUAUUAUAUUUUUGGAUACGGAUUUCCCUUGUUUGUUGUUGCAAUAACUGCUGCCGCUCGUCCAACAUACUAUGGCACGGAUGAAAACUGCUGGCUGUCCACAGAGAAAGGAACCAUUUGGGGUUUUAUUGGACCAGUAGCUGGUAUCCUGUUAGUUAACACUGCAGCUUUACUUCUUGCUCAGUGGAAAGCUAGCAAAAUUUCAAUUAAAGACGACAACAUUGCUCUCGUAAAGCGAUGGUUGCGUGUCACGUUCAUAUUGUUUCCUGUACUUGGAAUAACUUGGGUGUUUGGAUUCUUUUACGUUGGAAAACAUUUUGAAAUUGCUGGAUAUCUAUUCACUGUUUUCAACUCUUUUCAGGGUUUCCUUAUCUUUGUAUUUCACUGCUUAAUGGAUAAGAAGGCAAGAAAUAUGGUUAUAGCAUCUUUCAAAAAGAAGACUGCGUCUGUUAAUACAGGGAGCAGUGGGACUCAGAAGAAGUCUAAAGGUCUGCAAGUGUUUUUCGUGGAAAAAGCUGCAAAAGUUCCUUUACAAGAUAAAAAGGAUUUCAAGAACAUAUCUGAACUCAACAACUCAUCAGAGCUGACAAAAAGUAAUUUUCAGAAAAGAGACUGGAAAAAAUGGAAGAAACCAUGGUCAUUUUGUUUCGAUAUGCCUGUAUCAGAAAAUAAUAGCCAAGGUUCACCAGUCAAAGAUCCAUCCAAGGCAAUAGUUGUAUGUUUGAACAGUGUAAAUGGUAGAAAUUGUCAAUAG